This is a messenger RNA of Neltuma alba, 447 nucleotides long. RefSeq names its product heavy metal-associated isoprenylated plant protein 45. Gene Ontology annotation, molecular function: metal ion binding. Lineage: Eukaryota; Viridiplantae; Streptophyta; Magnoliopsida; Fabales; Fabaceae. Bases 1 to 447 code for a protein of 148 amino acids. The transcript is spliced from 3 exons. The record is from RefSeq and is a predicted model, not a curated record.
AUGUUUGGUUGGCCAUUUGGGAAAACCACACUUCCCAAUGCCCUGUCUAUUGUGGAACUGAAGGUGCAUAUGGACUGUGAAGGGUGUGAAAAAAGGAUCAGAAGAGCAAUCUCCAAACUAGAUGGAGUGGAUAGCUUGGAGAUAGAGAUGGAGAAACAGAAGGUGACCGUGACAGGGUACGUGGAGACGAGGAAGGUGUUGAAGGUGGUGAGAAGAACAGGAAGGAAGGCAGAGUAUUGGCCAUUUCCAUAUGACACUGAAUACUAUCCAUAUGCAUCGGAGUACUUGCACGAGUCUACCUUCACUUCUUCCUAUAACUAUUACAUGCAUGGGGACAACGAGAGCGUUCAUGGCUAUUUUCCAGAGCAGGCAUAUCCCACUGUCCCAGAUGAAACUGUUGCUCUGUUCAGUGACGACAACGUUCGUUCAUAUUGCUCCAUUAUGUGA